Papaver somniferum (opium poppy) is the source of this 930-nucleotide messenger RNA. Its product is annotated as F-box/kelch-repeat protein At3g06240-like. The record is from RefSeq and is a predicted model, not a curated record. NCBI's taxonomy places the organism in Eukaryota, Viridiplantae, Streptophyta, Magnoliopsida, Ranunculales, Papaveraceae. The transcript has a single exon. The coding region runs from base 1 to 930 and encodes 309 amino acids.
AUGUUUUAUUCCAUAGAUCAUGCAUCAAUAUUAUCAGCAUCCUCGUCGCCUUCGUCGUCAGGCACAUGCAAGUGUGAAGGAGCAGUCUUAAUGGAUGAUCCAAUGAAGGGAGAUGUUUUAAGUGCUGAUCGUUACCACACUAAGAUGUUUGCUUGUAAUGGAUUGCUUUGUUUAAACCUUAAUGGGGAUCGUACACUGAUUCUUUGGAACCCAUAUACUAAAGAAUCUAAGAAAAUCGAACUACCAAGCUGUGUGCUUUGGCCAGCUGCUAAAGGUUAUGGAUUUGGUUACGAUAGCAGCAUAAAUGACUACAAGUUUGUAUAUAUAGUUUGGAAUGAAGUUAACGUAUACAUGUUGGGAUCAGAUUUAUGGCGAAGAGUCAAUACCACCACCACUUGUAAUUUUUCUUAUGAUGGUUUGCAUUUUAAUGGUGUUCUUCAUUGGUUGGGUACUAUUGUCACCCGCGAACGGACCAAACUAAUAGUGGCUUUUGAUUUGAGCAGUGAGACAUACAUGAAUUUGCAUUUUCCAGAAGAAACUAUAACGCUACAUGCAGAUGGUAACGUUUACUUCAAGCUCCAAGUGUUGGGAGAUUCCCUUUGUUUAGUUUGUGGUCUGCUUGGUCGAGUUGGUCGAGUUGAUGUAUGGGUCAUUCAAAAUUAUGGAGUCCGAGAAUCUUGGAUCAAGAAAUUUACCACUACGGAGGCAGAUAUUACUAGGCAUCCUUUUUUCUUAGAGUUCCAUUGGUCUUUUGAUAACGGUGAAAUUCUAGUACAGGUUCAGCAACAAUUCUUUUUAUACGACCAAGAGAAUGACAGAGUUAGGUGGCUGAAUAUCAAUGCUACCGACGAUAACUUUAGUUGUGUGAAAUCGAAGAGUGACGUGGAGAGCUUAGUGUCAUUAACUUGUAAUCGUAAUUUAUUCAUUUAG